GCCGGCGGCCGCGGCGCGGAGCCCAGGCGAGCGGGGGAGUGAGCGCCGGGCAUGGAGGACGGCGUGGCGGGGUCGCGGUUCGGGAAGGUGGAGGCGGUCGAGGCGCGGGCGCCCCACCGGGUGACUCUGCGGCCCUUCGCGCCCUUCUCUGCGGCUGCCGAGGCGGACGAGGGCGGCGGCGACUGGAGCUUCAUCGACUGCGAGAUGGAGGAGGUGGAUCUGCAAGACCUGCCGAGCGCCACCAUCGCCUGCCACCUGGACCCGCGCGUAUUCGUGGACGGCCUGUACCGGGCCAAAUUUGAAUCCCUCUUCAGGACGUAUGACAAGGACAUCACCUUCCAGUAUUUCAAGAGCUUCAAACGAGUCCGAAUAAACUUCAGCAACCCCUUAUCUGCCGCCGAUGCCAGGCUGCGGCUGCACAAGACUCAGUUCCUGGGGAAGGAAAUGAAGUUAUAUUUUGCUCAGACUUUACACAUAGGAAGUUCACACCUGGCUCCACCCAAUCCAGACAAACAGUUUCUCAUCUCUCCUCCUGCUUCUCCACCCGUUGGUUGGAAACAAGUGGAAGAUGCUACCCCAGUCAUAAAUUAUGACCUUUUAUAUGCUAUCUCCAAGCUGGGGCCAGGGGAGAAGUAUGAGCUGCACGCAGCCACAGACACCACUCCCAGCGUGGUGGUCCAUGUGUGUGAGAGCGACCAAGAGAAUGAAGAAGAGGAGGAGAUGGAGAGGAUGAAGAGACCCAAGCCAAAAAUUAUCCAGACAAGGAGGCCAGAGUACACACCCAUCCACCUCAGCUGAACCGGCGCACAGACCUUGAUGGCGUGUCCUGAACCCCACUCGUGGGAAGGAAUCUUUUACUGUGCAGGUGGCUGGUCAUAGCUUUGGAGGUUUAACAGCCGUGACCACUGUGGCAGGAAUUCCAGUUCAUGUUGCUCAGAAGAGAAGCAAGGCCUCAUCUCCUUGUUCUGAUACCGCACCUCAGUCCAUGCCCUUGGCACCUGGGAAUGUCUUGGGCCAUUCGCUGAGUUUGUGGUAAUUGCACAAGGACAUUUGGGGACAUCUUGAGAAAACUGAUAAUGGUAGUGUCUUGUACUCGCUCUUCUCUAGGUUCUGUUUUUGCGAAGGACAGGUUGCCUGGUGGCCGAGAGAAACAGUUUAGCAUUCGGGGUCCAGCCCCACUGGCAGGCUGCGGCACCCCGCAGAGCCGCCAGGUGUCCGGUGCAGAAGGUUGUGGGGCAGCCCCGAUGCCAUGUGGGAACUGUCCUCCUCAUCUCUCCCCUCGUCUUCUGACGUUGAUGCACGUAGAUUCCUAGGUCCCAAGACCAACCUCUGUUCAGUGCGAAAUCGCGCUGUUGUUUUCCAUCUUGGGAAGGUAGGAGAAGCAACAGAACACUCUUACCAAUUUCCUGGUCCCGGCUCUUUCUCUGCAACCACACACAGGUGGGGUUCCGCCUGGAGACAUCCACUCGUCCCCCUGUCCAGUGCAUCAUGUCAUUUGUGCUUUCUUGAAAAAAAAAAAAAAUUGAUCUGAGUUCCUGUGUAGAAUUUAGUGUCUACGAUGGAGAGAGGUUUCACCUCCCGCUCUUGGCGGGCGGAAGUUUUAGUUCAGACAUUAGUUUCCAUUGUUUAUUUCAUGUAGUGGUUUGUGCGUGAAUUUCAGCCAAAAACCUCGUUGGGAAAUGUUGGUUGAGACAGUUUUUCACCCCAUUGAAACAUGAAGAUAAACUUGUAAAUAAAGCCAAGAGCAUCUCUUAAUACCUGUCAUGUACCUGGGUGAAGAUAGAGGGCAGAGGGAGUUUCAAGCUACCUGUGACUUGUAUGCGGUAGAAAUUACUGUCGUGUGUUCAAUGGGGUGAGCUCGGAGCAUGUGAAGUGCGUGGUAGCUGUGUGUUGCUAGUUAGAGGGACACAGUGCCUUUCCCCUUCCAUUCCGGAUGGGCCGUGACACUCGGUAAACAUUUGGGAAUUUCUCCUUUUCUAGAAUCAUGUGUGUGUCUGGUAAAUAGGUAUUCUAUUUUGGUCUUACAAUGCCAUUACAAAGUCUGUCACUCUGAAAUAGCCUAAUGCCAAUUAACAGUGCAUGCUUUGGGAAUUCAGAAGGUGGUUUCCUCUGGGGAGCAAAUCCUUUGGCAUUCGUUUUUCCAGUAGUCUGCAAUGACAAAUGGAUUGAGUGUUCUCCCAACCCUGUUUCCAGUGCUCAGGGGAAGGGAGCCAGCAAAGGAGAGACCAUCUCAUAGCCGUGAGUGUUUCUAGUCCAGCACUUUUGAACCGGAGAGGCUAACCUCAAAGAUAUUUUUUUUAACUGCAUUCUAUAAUAAAUCAGCACAAUAUGCUCUUCUGGAGAA
This is a messenger RNA of Psammomys obesus (fat sand rat), 2344 nucleotides long. It is a transcript of the gene Rcan1, whose product is annotated as regulator of calcineurin 1. The transcript has 4 exons. Gene Ontology annotation, molecular function: calcium-dependent protein serine/threonine phosphatase regulator activity; nucleic acid binding. The record is from RefSeq and is a predicted model, not a curated record. NCBI's taxonomy places the organism in Eukaryota, Metazoa, Chordata, Mammalia, Rodentia, Muridae. Gene Ontology annotation, biological process: calcium-mediated signaling. Gene Ontology annotation, cellular component: nucleus; cytoplasm. The coding region runs from base 52 to 798 and encodes 248 amino acids.